Messenger RNA from Brassica oleracea var. oleracea, 669 nucleotides. RefSeq names its product ankyrin-1. Bases 1 to 669 code for a protein of 222 amino acids. The record is from RefSeq and is a predicted model, not a curated record. Lineage: Eukaryota; Viridiplantae; Streptophyta; Magnoliopsida; Brassicales; Brassicaceae. The transcript has 2 exons.
AUGAAUGAGAGGUCUAGUACUAGCAUUCAAGAUGAAAAUAUCUAUGAGAAAUUGAAGGUGGCGGCUCAAGAUGGGAAUAUUGAAAGACUAUACGGGUUGAUUGCCGUAGAUCCAAACGUUCUAGGUCACUCUGAUAAAGUGCCAUUUUGUGAGACACCACUAAACAUUGCAAUUGAAGCAGGGCAAACUCAUUUUUCCAUGGAACUAAUGAUCCUGAAGCCAUCACUUUCUUCAAAGCUUAACGUGUCAGGUUUCAGCCAGAUGCAUUUAGCUCUGCAAAACAACUACAGCCGAAUGGUGAGAGGGUUUAUAGCAAUCAUCAACAGCUUAGUCAGAAUCAAGGGAAGAGGAAGGGUUACUCCUUUGCAUCACGUAGCUCGAAUAGGUGAUGCAGAGUUGUUGAGUGAGUUCUUGUUUUCUUGUCCUUCCAUAGAAGAUUUGACGAUUAAGUGUGAAACACCUGUGCACGUUGCCGUGGAGAACCACCAGUGGAUGACGUUUAAGGUUCUGUUGGGAUGGCUUAAGAGAGUGAUGAAGUUGCUGCACAAAACCGUUAAAGUAAACGCCAAGAACUUCUGUGGCAAAACCGCAAUGGACAUACUCCAAACUUACCAAUCUCCUUGUUACCCUGAAGCAAGAGACUUCUUCCAAACGCGAAAGAAAGACUAG